UUUUCCGACAAAAUCGUGCUACCUCCCAGUGUGAGAUCGCGACGCGAGAGACAAGCAACGCUUCUAGUGCCAUUGACAUUUUAUCUCAGCCAGACACUAUGAGCGGGCUGCGUGAGGUGUCCCGGUGCAUCCGGCAACUUCCCAAAAACCCUCUUACGAGACCGGCAGCACCUCAGAGCAUAUUUCGACGAUGCGCGUCCUCGCAGGCCGCUGCCGCGCAAGUCGGAACCACAGCGCCGGCAGUAAGAGCAGAGCUUGAUGAUUUGGAGCAACUCUCAUCACAAAGUGAGGCCAAGUUUGGCGAGGACUACAAGCAGAGAGCACCAUGGGUUGGGCUGAAGGAUAGAAACGCAUUGCCUGGCGGAAGAUACCACUACUUUCCCCCUAAGUAUGAUCGAGGUCCACUGCACCCACUGCAGGUGCCGCGUCAGUCGGACCCUACCGCACGAGACUUCGUUCCUGGGCCCUUUAACAACCCUCGGCUCCGUCAGACCUACGAGUCCACGAUCAUGUCUGAUUACCUGACUCUCGCUUACAACCACAUCCCUCCUGGAGAAUACACCAAACCUGUCGACAAGUCACAGUUCCGAAAAUGGGAAGGCGACAACCCAUACUUCGAAAACCGUCCGCUGCGUCCUCCUCGAGGCUCCGCCCGUUACCGCAUCGCUGAGCAUGAUAUCAGCUUCGCCAACGUCCCCGAGAUCACCCAGAUCACGCUUGCAUGUCACGUACCCGAGUCGAACAACAACCCGCUGUACCUCUUUACGGCCCGUGCCAUGUUGCAGACCAUCACAGGUGUUGUGCCUGAGGUGACCAAGUAUAAGCGGGCUAACGCUGGUUUUGGUCUCCAAAAGGGCAAGGCCAGCGGUGCAAAGGUGACUUUGAAGGGUAACCAGGCGUACGAAUGGCUUGACAAGUGCAUCCAUAUUGUUAUGCCUCAGAUCAAGGAGUGGCCUGGAGUCAAGGGGAGCACUGGCGACAACAAGGGCAACAUUGCAUGGGGUUUUGAGCCCAAGGAUAUGGUCCUCUUCCCUGAGAUCGAGUCCAACAUUUCGACGUUCCCUCCUAAGAUGCUUCCGGGUUGCCGUGUUUUCAUAACCACAUCAGCAAGGUCAACAAGGCAUGCCCGGCUGCUUCUUCAAUCACUUGGCAUUCCGUUCUACGGAUCACUCGCCUGAUUGCAAUGAAAACUUUGCAACGAGCUCUCUGGUCAAAUUGACCAUAGCCAGCUGUAUAACACACUCUGUAUAUUUUGUGUAAUGUCACCUAAAAAAAAACUGUAGACACCAUGUCCAAUUUCCUUAAAUCUUCCAUAUUUUGAGAUGAAAUUGUUGGUUUGCAUGUGAAGCAAGGUAUCAUUUAUCACCCAGAAUACGCCAAACGCCGGUCAAUCCGCUCAACAUGCCGCGCCUAUUACCAAAUUCCGAAUCCCUUAUGCCCAUAUCAUUUACCCAGAUCUCUCGUUGCAAUCAUGACCCUUUUCAAGCCUUCUUGGGAAUACCAGCCUUGAGCAGAUCAAUUACCGCAUCCACGGCGUCCAUGUUGGUUGCAUCAACCUUGUCCGACUUGCCCCCGCGCUUGCCCACCUCCUCCACUAUCACGUCCAUCGCCGGCUGGUAGUUUCUGCCAGCCGAGCUCAGGGCAUAGAUGGCCUUGCGCCUCACAUCCUCCCUUUGGUCUUCGGCGGUGGCCAGUUCGACCAGGCUUGGCAGCCCGCCGAGUGCUAAUAAGCGUUCCUGAGAGGGCUCAUUGUUCUGAACGGCGGUGCCGAUGCACCACGCGGCCAUACGCCGCAGGUCCGGAUGGUCGCUAUCCAGCAUGCCAAGCAGCGGGGUCCAGAGUGAGAGCUUGGAGAGAUUGUUGGCGUUGUCCAGCGACUCGAUCAGCUGCUCGAAGUUGUCAAAUGCUAUAAGCUUGUUUUCGAGGGUAACGUCUGGCUCUGUGCUGGUGAUGACGUCCAUGGCAGCCUUCAUCAGCUCGGCUUCUGAGGGGCCGCCGAACAGUGCAGCAAGCACUUCCGGGUCAGGACGCUGUAGCUGCUGCUGGUCUGCUCCUGCAGCCGGCGCACUGCCGUCGGUGUUGGUGUUCUCGAUGCUCCAUUUUAAGAGUGCGUUUAAGUUUUUGUCGCCCAUCUUGGUAUUCUAGCGUUGUUUGUGAUUUAUUUUAUUUUGUCUUAGGCUUUAUUUUGUGUUGAAUUUUAUAAAUGGAAUUUUGAUGGUGGAGUUGAGUUGUUGAAGGCUUGUUUAGGAAGCCCCUCUUACCAACAGUCGUUGUUUGCGGAUAACAGUGAAAAAAAACAGUAUUUAUAUGUGACUGCAUAACUGGUACGCGACGUG
This is a messenger RNA of Pyricularia grisea, 2336 nucleotides long. RefSeq lists its product as uncharacterized. The coding region runs from base 99 to 1178 and encodes 359 amino acids. Gene Ontology annotation, biological process: translation. Gene Ontology annotation, cellular component: cytosolic large ribosomal subunit; ribosome. Gene Ontology annotation, molecular function: structural constituent of ribosome; RNA binding. NCBI's taxonomy places the organism in Eukaryota, Fungi, Ascomycota, Sordariomycetes, Magnaporthales, Pyriculariaceae. The transcript has 3 exons. The record is from RefSeq and is a predicted model, not a curated record.